Molecule: messenger RNA, 1422 nt
Organism: Arabidopsis arenosa
Lineage: Eukaryota; Viridiplantae; Streptophyta; Magnoliopsida; Brassicales; Brassicaceae
Source: the annotation of a GenBank genome assembly
UCACCACCACACAACACAAAACCUCCAAACCAAUAAACAGAACAAAGUGAGAUCUUUCUCUCUGAAGACAAAGAUGGAAACGGUGUCGUCUAACUUCUCUCUCUCGCAGAUCCUCAACAUAGAGGAACCGUACAGCUCUGUGAUGCUAGGUGUCGCCGCUCUCUUGGCCGUUGUUUGCUACUUCUGGAUACAGGGGAAGUCUAAAUCCAAGAAUGGACCUCCGUUGCCUCCGGGACCUUGGCCACUUCCGAUCGUUGGAAACCUCCCGUUCCUAAACUCUGAGAUCCUCCACACGCAAUUCCAAGCCCUAACCCUAAAACAUGGCCCUCUCAUGAAGAUCCACCUCGGUUCCAAACUUGCGAUCGUCGUCUCUUCCCCUGACAUGGCUCGUGAGGUUCUUAAAACUCAUGACAUCACUUUCGCAAACCAUGAUCUCCCUGAAGUCGGAAAGAUCAACACUUACGGUGGAGAAGACAUCCUUUGGUCUCCUUACGGCACCCAUUGGAGGAGACUUCGUAAGCUCUGCGUCAUGAAGAUGUUCACUACGCCGACACUCGAAGCUUCUUACUCCACUCGCCGCGAAGAAACCCGACAAACCGUCGUCUACAUGUCGGAAAUGGCUCGUGAGGGAUCACCAGUCAACCUCGGAGAGCAAAUCUUUCUUUCCAUUUUCAACGUCGUGACAAGAAUGAUGUGGGGAGCGACUGUUGAAGGAGACGAAAGAACAAGCUUAGGAAACGAGCUCAAAACCCUAAUCUCCGAUAUCUCCGACAUCGAAGGGAUCCAAAACUACUCAGAUUUCUUUCCUUUGUUCUCAAGAUUCGAUUUCCAGGGAUUGGUUAAGCAGAUGAAAGGCCAUGUAAAGAAGCUUGAUCUCUUGUUCGAUAGAGUUAUGGAGAGUCAUGUCAAGAUGGUGGGAAAGAAGAGCGAAGAAGAAGAAGAUUUCUUACAAUACUUGCUUAGGGUUAAAGAUGAUGAUGAGAAAGCUCCUCUGUCCAUGACUCAUGUCAAGUCUCUCCUCAUGGAUAUGGUUCUUGGUGGAAGGAGGAUUUGUGCGGCUAUUAACAUGGCUGAGAGGCUUGUUCUGUUCAACAUUGCUUCACUUCUUCACUCUUUUGAUUGGAAAGCUCCUCAAGGACAGAAGUUUGAGGUUGAAGAGAAGUUUGGUCUUGUUCUUAAGUUGAAGUCUCCACUUGUGGCUAUUCCUGUUCCAAGGUUGUCUGAUCCAAAACUCUACACCGCUUAAGUAAAUAAGUAUGAAGGAAAAUUUGGUUUGAGCCUUUGAAGAAGUUGAAUUGAUUUUUCUUGUUUGUAGUUUACUUUUCUUUAUGUUAUGGUUGGAGUUUUGAUGUUUUGUAAAAGGGGAUGUGUGAAGUCACAUUUUCUGAUUAUAUUUACAUAUAAUAAAGUUUUAUUUCCAAU